AAUGACCAAAGUGAUUUGGGACGAUGGAGCGUCGAUGAGGGAGGGUGACGUUGGCUCCAAGCCACAUUCGAUGUGGGAGAAUGGGAGGGCUUUGUGGGCUCCGAGGCGUGGGUACUCUCCGGGGAUUAGGGUGCCCCCAGACUGAUGUGGCGUGCGGCUUAUCCGCGAUCGCGGUCAGAUCGGUCUGCUUCUGUGCCUCGAUCCAGGGAGGAGGGGCCGAUGCGCACACGACGGCGGUGGAUCGUGUCCGGUCUCACCGAGAAGAACCAGGCAGGAUGCUAAGACUUGUCGAUCAUGUCAGCCCCAUCAUGUAACGAAGAUGACUCCGGCACUAUGAGCUCCAUGUGAAGAUGAGAGACUGAUGGAACUGCAAACAAGCAGGUCUUAAUGUGGUGGCUUAUCAUCUUCCACCAUUAGUUUGGUGCAGGUUCUGUGAAGAUGAGUACUCACGAAGGACCGUCAAGUUGCUCUCCGCAGCUUCUCAGACGCAACUCGGAGGGAAGCUGGUCAACGCUCCGAUCACACGGAGAGAGAUGAGCGCAUCCUCCGGUAUGUUGUUGAACGCAUGGCGCUGCCAGUGACUGCCAUCACCUCAUAUCAACAGGUGUAAGGAAGCUCUCCAUGUUGCUUUAAUGAUUGGUGAACCGAUUUCUUUCUUUGAAGGCGUCUUGCGGUUGAUUGUUUGGGUACCAUCUCCACGAAGAUGCAGAUGGAACCUCUCUGAUAUGAAGAUGAAGAGGAGAAGCAUUCUUCAUCUUAUGCUACGAUAACUCAAAUUGUAAGGUUAGAUUGUCAAUAUUUUCAAAAAAGAAGCAUUAAAUAUUAUGCCCACGCAUCUCUGACUCUUUCUCUCAUUGAUUUGUUGGAUCGAGUUGAUCAUUCACAGAUUCUUCACAGCUCCACGGCAUUGUCAUAAUCUACCAAAGGUUAGCUUCUUAGAAGAUGUCAUCAAUGGAUCAUAACAGAGAAAAGAUUUGAAAGGUCUACUGUGAAAGAUCGGAGAAAGAGCGAGAGAUCUUGGUGUACUAAUAGCAGUAUCAGAGCCAUCUUCACCUCCACAAACCUCAUCUCUGGGAACAACCAGGGCCAAGGAUAUGUACACGACGAGGCCGCUCUCCGUCUUCAAGAACUCUGCUGGUGCUGCCGCUAUUCAACCACCACCACCGGCAGGGCCCAACUCAGGCUAUCUGCUUCUCCAGGACGAGGGAGCUGAACCAAACCCCUCAUGCUGCUGGGGGCUCUGUGAAGACACGAGGGUUCGAGAGCUCCCCUUCCCUCAGAACAGGAUCCUCACCAUCACCUACACGGAGCACAAUGGCCAGAGCUCUACCACCCACCGGUUCCCGGCCCUGUUCAUCCCCGUCCUCUACAAAUCGUUCUCCUCCAAUCACUACUACGUCAUCGUCGCAAAGGGCAAAAAGAAAGGGAAAGCGUAUACAUGCUCCCUGGAGGAAGAUAUGACCACAUGCUGCUUCUGCCAGUGCGUCAACGAUGUCAAGCCGAGAGAGUUCGAUCACAGGGACAUCUACCAGCAGGUGGAGAUCGUCUGCAAGAGAGGCAGGUUCACCGCGCAGUCCGUAGCUCCGGAUGGGUUCGCUCCAUGGCCCCUGAGGAGAAAGGACUGGAGGCUUUAUGCUUCGAAGCCAACGGACUUCGACUUGACCGACGCCUGGGGGCUCGACAAAGCCCUUCGCGCCCGCACGCCGGCGUUGGAGUUGCCGAUAUCGGGCGCAGGUGGUGCCAGUUUGGUCGUGGGGAGGUGGUACGCCCCCUGCGUGUUCGUGAAGGAAGGAGAUAGCCUGCGGCGUCAAAUGGAGCGCUCGGCUUUCUACGAUAUCACCCUCGAGCAGCGCUGGGAACAGGUGUUCGCGUGCGAGAACUUGUAUGGCGAUCGGAGGACCGUGGAAGUGAAGGCUACUGUUCGGGCGGUGGGCGCGGUGUUGGGUGGCGUGGAGGCGACUCGAGACGGCGCAGGUGGACAGGACGGCGUGGUGUGGUUCAAGCCGCUUGAUUUGGAGGGAGAGAGGGUGGGGCUGAGCUCCCCGGUAUGGGAGAGAAUGAGGUGGGAGCAGGGGAGGUGUGGGUGGGUCGGCGGUGAUGUGAAGGUGGAGAGGUCGGAGGAGUACGGAGGGGUGAGCCCGUGGAAGAGAUUUGGGUGCUACGUGUUGGUGGAGAGGUUUGUGGUUGGGAGGAUGGAUGGAAGCUCGGCCUUGAUCGUUGACUUCAAGCACAAGGGUACGAUUCAAACCAAGUGGGAAUGAUGGCGUUGCCGGCGUUCUGUUGGUCGCCGUACUCUUACUUCAUGCUCGCCAUUUGUGCCUUUUUCAUAAUGUUUUCGUACUAGCGCUAGUGCUUGUGAUGGUUGCCAUUUGUCUUUUUCUUUCGGAUGAACUUUGAUUGACCUUAAUUUUAAUACCUUGAUUUAAUCCCAUAUCAGAAUUAAGUGA
Messenger RNA from Musa acuminata AAA Group (dessert banana), 2447 nucleotides. RefSeq lists its product as uncharacterized. The coding region runs from base 1095 to 2261 and encodes 388 amino acids. NCBI's taxonomy places the organism in Eukaryota, Viridiplantae, Streptophyta, Magnoliopsida, Zingiberales, Musaceae. The record is from RefSeq and is a predicted model, not a curated record. The transcript is spliced from 4 exons.